GAUAAGUAAAAGUUACCGUCUAGAUGUAAUUAGAAGUUUAGAUAAGAACUUUAUAAAUGUUAUAUUGUAGAGUUUAACACAAGAGAUAACAAUAAUGGUUCAUAUUUAAUUACGGAAAUAUGUCACUUUCAAAAUAUUUAACAGAGUACUUUUCAGAUGAAGAAAGUGGGGCAAUAAGCGAUUCUGAAGAAGAAGGACAAGCAGAUGCCAAGCCGAAGCCGAAAGACUGGCGUCCAUCAACAUUUUUAUCUCUGGACUUUUCGGUUCACCUGUCGGUAUCUCUGUCAAACGUAACACCAUAUCGAGCGAUAAGGUUUGACACGGUUGAUACGAAUCAUGAUAAUUGCUAUAAUGCCACAACAGGGCGAUUUACUGCACCGCUAAAAGGAUUGUAUGUUUUCUUUGCCACAAUAACUACCACCGAAAGACUUAAAGCAUCGCUUUGUUUUAUUCAUAAGUUCCACCCUGUGGACCAAUCGAGAGUUAAGGAAAGGGAGCAACUAAUAGAGGGGUUUAGCAACAAAACUAUAGCUGUGGUGCUGACACUUGAUAAAGAGGACGACGUGUGGGUUCUAAAUGUUUCCAAAGUGUCAGAUGUCAGCCAAAUGCAAGAACCUUACUACACAUCUUUCUCGGGUGGUUUAGUAGACAAACUUACUUCAGACUGACUGUCAUCAGUUGAUUUUGUGUAAAUGAUUUAUGUUGUCAGUUAUGCACGAAGUUGAUAAUGUUUUAAGGGGAAUCCACUGAGGUUUUUGGCAUGAAGGAACUAGAAAUAAUUUUCGAGAUUUAUGGUCCAUGGAUGAAGGCCUGGACCAAUUACCUGUAUGCAAAAAUUCAGAUCAUUCGCUCACAAUGUUUUAUUUUUAUCUUUUUUUUAAGUUAGUUAAAUUGUGUAAAAUGGCGCAAAAUUGAAAAGAGUUCCUUCGCGUUUCACUCAAAUCGGGCUAAGAAUAGCACAAAAAUACGAUUUUUAACUCCAUUUAAUGUUAAAUUUUUUUUCGGUUUCUACCACCAUAAAAAAGAUAUAUAAAUUAUGUUUUUACAUCUAUAAAUUUUAGUUGGACAUUAACUAGAUUUAUUGGAAUAAAUAUCGUCAAAAACUCUCAGCAUAAAAGAACUUUUUGUAUACAUGUUGACUUUCUUAGCGUAGGUUAAACCGACAUACUGUAUGUGCAUUUACUAUUGUGUCCGAGGUCCUUGUCCUAUGACUGACAGAAAGGACCGAAAACUUGCGUUUGCCAAUAACAAUCAAUUUAGUUAUUUCUACAUGAAUAUUUAACAGUUCCCAUCAUACUUCAGUGAAAAAAGAUAGGUGAAUAGAGAAAAAUCAUAGUAUAAAUGAAAGGGGAUGGAAUUUAUCAGGGUAUUCAUUUUCAAGAAAUAAAAGUUGUCU
Messenger RNA from Ruditapes philippinarum (Manila clam), 1396 nucleotides. Its product is annotated as complement C1q tumor necrosis factor-related protein 6-like. The transcript has 2 exons. Bases 120 to 668 code for a protein of 182 amino acids. Lineage: Eukaryota; Metazoa; Mollusca; Bivalvia; Venerida; Veneridae. Gene Ontology annotation, molecular function: protein binding. The record is from RefSeq and is a predicted model, not a curated record.